Adelges cooleyi (spruce gall adelgid) is the source of this 1293-nucleotide messenger RNA. Its product is annotated as FUN14 domain-containing protein 2-like. Gene Ontology annotation, biological process: autophagy of mitochondrion. NCBI's taxonomy places the organism in Eukaryota, Metazoa, Arthropoda, Insecta, Hemiptera, Adelgidae. The transcript is spliced from 4 exons. The coding region runs from base 250 to 801 and encodes 183 amino acids. Gene Ontology annotation, cellular component: mitochondrial outer membrane. The record is from RefSeq and is a predicted model, not a curated record.
GUUACAAUUUAUUUACAUCGUACUGCGUACAAUGUACUUUGUUGAAUGUUGAGUCACUGUUCACUUGAGUUCAUUUUAAAUUUCAUUGUCAUUUAAUAUUUAUUUUCUUGCGGAAUUAAUAAAUAAAAAUACCGUACUUGAUUUCAAACUAAUAAUAUUAUAGUUUCAAAAUUUAUUUAAUAUUUUCCUUGUUAAUAGGAGCCUAUAUCAUUUGGUUACAAUUAUACAGUGGAAAGAAACGCUAAAAUAAUGGCACCCUCAGCUGUAAACAAAAAAGAUGAUGGACCGUCCCAAGAUUUUGAUUUAGAAAAAACAGCCGAUGAAGCGAAAUCAUUGUUGGAAAAAAUUAUUAAGGAUGUAGGCGAAAAAUCUGCUACUAGACAACUGAUCUUUGGUUCGGCAUCAGGAUGGUUGACUGGUUUUGUCAUGAUGAAGUUGGGUAAAGCUGCCGCAUUUACUCUUGGUAGUGGCAUUAUAGCAUUGCAACUGGCCAAUUCAAGUGGUUAUGUUAAAAUCAAUUGGGAUAAACUAACAAGAGGUGUGGAAAAAAUAGCAGAAAAAGUCGAGGAUAGUACCGCGGAUAAGAAAAAAGGAUUGAUGAACAAAGUUGGCCGUUAUGUCGAUCAAAAACUCGACAAAGCUGAGGAUAUUUUACGGAAGAAAGAAAAAAAAGCAAAACGUUGGUUUAAUCGUAUAUCUCGCGAUGAGGACGAAUUUGUUUUUGAAGAGAUUCAUGUAUUUCUAACAUGUUAUGCUAUUGGUCUAGUUUUAGGUAUUUCAUGUGGCAUAGUAGUCCGUUAAAGUAAUUAUUAAAAAAAAAAAAAAUGUAAUGUAUUUGUUGUUGGUGGAUAAAAAAUGGCUAGAAAGUUAAUGAGUUAGCUUUUAACUGUUCAUAUAUUUAUAUAUUACAUGCAUUAAUCUACAAUGUCCACUUGGGCAAUUAGCAUUAUCUACAAUUCUUUUAAGAAUUACGUUGACUUAUUACUUUUAUUAUACAUAAAACUAUAAAUAUAUUUGAUACUAGUCAAUUUGUGAGCCCCUUCUCUUAAUUUAUUUUUGUUUAUGAUACUUUAAAGUCUUAAAAAUGUGGAACACAUUAAAUUAUGUAUUUUUAUUAUCCUAAUAUAUAUGUUCUAAUGUAACGUCAAGGAAUUCAAUAAAAUAAUAAUGAUGAAAUACAAUUUAAAUAUGUAACUUAGAAGGGAUUAAAAAGCAACCAAAAAUACACAGCAACAAAACAAAAAUUAUUUUUUUUAUUUUGUAAUUUUUGUAAUUUGUUAAAUCCUUUUAAUA